UGAUUAAUGAGUGAGUUUGUUUUAUUUACUUUAUUAUUUCUCGAUAUUGUUUUUCGCCUAUUUUUAUGGAAGUCGAACGAAAAAACAAUUCCGAUGAGUACAUCGAAUUUUUGCAAAACCAAGUUUCUCGUCUGAACGCUGUAUUAAGUGUUUAUCAAAGAAAAUACCUUCCCGUGCGAGACGAAGAAGUAAAGUCUGAAGAUCCACUUCAUCCAUGGUUAUCUGACUCCAGUGUUCUCUCGCCGCUUCUGGUCGAGUACGAUAACACCAUUCGAAAUCUAAAGAACGAAUUAGUCCAGUACAAGAAAGAACAAGCAUCUUUGAAAGAAAGAAUUUCCGAAGUUGUUCAUGAAAAUGGAAAGAUGUUGCAAGAACGCCGUUUGGCCCUAGAGCGCGAAAUGGGAACGGGAAAGACUGGUAUGGAACAUGAGAAAACAAUUGUUGAUUCCAGCAUUUUGAAUAAUGUACAACACCAACUGGAGAUUGCAACGAAGGAAAGAGAUUAUAAUAGCGAAAUGCUAGAAAAGACCUCACAAGAACUGGAAGAUCUGCAUCGCGUUUACAAGGAAGCAACAGAGGAACUUGCGAGUAAGCUUGAUGAGGCUAAGUAUCUGCAGAACGAUUUGUUGAAAGCACGUCGAUUUGCAGAACAACUACAAGUUACAAACAGAAAAUUGCAAGCGGAAUAUGAUCAGUUCUUGACAACUGCUAAAGCUCAAGAUCACGAAGUUGAAUCUGCACGGGAUGAUAUCAGGCGAUACAAAACCGAGGUUAAGGCUUUGUCCUCGGAAAAUGAAGAUCUAAAGCGCAGGUUAAACGCAUUGCAAGGACAAACGAAAUUACGGGAGAAAGAUAAAGCCUUGUUGAACAGUAAAGAACAAGACGUAGAAUCAAGACUGGAAGAGUACAGGACGAAGGUUAUUGAACUGGAGUCAAGGCUUGUUAGCGCGUUGAGUGUGUGCAAACGAGUCCAAGAACAAAAUAACGUGCUCGAAGAACGCGUUGAAGACCUUUUGAAAAAGAACCUAGAGCAAGAACGUGUUGGGUAUGAAGCGAGCAAACAUGUGCGAGAUAGUAUGCAGUUGGUAGAAAACGCUGUUCUUGAACGUGAUCAGGUUUUGGUUAGAGAGAAGCAGAAAACUGAAGAGGUUAACCGACUCCAAGAAGUUAUUCAGAAGUUACUUCAUGAUGCCGGCACAAAAACAAAACUAGAAGUGAGCAAAGUCAAGAAUCAUUGUAACAAGAAUUUACAGAAACUAAUGGAAGAGUUACAAUACAUGGAAAUGGAAGGAGCUGAGAAGCAAGCGCAACUGGAGCGUGCAUUGAGAGAAAAAGGGGCUGUAGAAAAAGAACUUGAAAAGAUUUAUCAAGAGGGCCCCUCAGAAAUCACCAGAACUGGAAUGACAUUUGAACAGUUACAAAAGAAGAUAAUUAUUGCUGAGAAAACUAAAGAAGAAGCCUUGCAAGCUAGGGAAUCACUUACGUCACUGGUACAUAAAAUGGAAAAGAAGCACGAUCAACAGAAGACGCAGCUACUGCUGGAGAACGAGGAUCUUAAGAAGCGCGUCAAGCAAUUGAUCUUGGAAAGUGAAGAUAUUGCCGCAAACAGACUGAUCCUGAUAGAUGAAAUCGACACUUUGAAGCGGGAAUUGCUGCUUUGCCAAACAACUCAAGAACAAGUAAAGCAGAAGUCAUUUACAGAGGUCGCCUCUCUUGAGCAACGACAUAAAGUCAAAGAGAGACAGUUUGAGGAGAAAUUGCGAAGUGUGGAAGGGAUGAAUGCUCGAUCGGUGAAUGAGUUGCGAGAAAUGCUAACUGCCCAGCAACGGAUGGGUUUUAAGUGGAAAGAAGAAUCACAAGUACUGUCUAAGAAAUUCGAAGAAACUGUAACGUCAUUGAGGAAUGAAAUAUCGAAACAAAGCAAAAGAAACGAUGCAACAAGCCGCGAGCUGGUGGAGGCAAAACGUAAAAGUAAACAGAUGGAAGAUAAUUAUUUAUCGACCAAAGCUCUUCUAGAAAAGGCUCAAUCAAUUGCCGCUGACGCGAAAACAAGAGCGGAAGCAGCCAGUAAGCAGGUUGAAACCUUACUUAACAGAGAAAGGCAGUUAUUGGAAGAACGGAAAAACCUUCACAAAGAGCUAGAAAAGGCACGUCUGCGAAAAAGUAGACCAAGUUCAAUAAAGCGAUUUGCCGAUGGAUUGUCCAACGGUAGUUUUGCAAGUCAACGAGUCGUUCGAGAUUCAGAUAACGUGACGAACUCCACUGGGGACCGAAAUCGGAACCUAGAAUUUGAUAGGGAAACAGCUGGACAUUCCAUUGAUGGGUAUUACCACCCAAAAAGAUAAUAGUUUAAGCAACAUAUGCAGUAUUUAUAUAUAGAGUCUUGUUCUCAUUAAUCGCCGAUGGUCGGCGAUGCAUUGUCAGUGGCCGGUGACAAAAAAAAUAUUUCAAAUAAAAAACACUUUAUUUUGCCAGUGACCACAGGCCAUAGCCACCGCCAAUUGUUGGUGAGAUACAAAAACUAGGCUUGAUUCUUGUAGAACUAUUUAUUGCGAUUUGCAACCUUUGGAAAUAAAAAAGGCAAGCAAGCUUAGCAAGCCAUUGUGCUAACAAAAUGCUUUCAUCAGUA
Messenger RNA from Dendronephthya gigantea, 2629 nucleotides. Its product is annotated as sodium channel and clathrin linker 1-like. The transcript has 26 exons. The record is from RefSeq and is a predicted model, not a curated record. The coding region runs from base 66 to 2345 and encodes 759 amino acids. Gene Ontology annotation, cellular component: centrosome; centriole. Gene Ontology annotation, biological process: clustering of voltage-gated sodium channels; cilium assembly; centrosome cycle. Lineage: Eukaryota; Metazoa; Cnidaria; Anthozoa; Malacalcyonacea; Nephtheidae.